Molecule: messenger RNA, 1730 nt
Organism: Halichondria panicea
Lineage: Eukaryota; Metazoa; Porifera; Demospongiae; Suberitida; Halichondriidae
Product: E3 ubiquitin-protein ligase TRIM71-like
Exons: 2
Coding region: 211-1683 (490 amino acids)
Biological process (GO): proteasome-mediated ubiquitin-dependent protein catabolic process; protein polyubiquitination
Molecular function (GO): protein binding; ubiquitin protein ligase activity
Source: RefSeq, a predicted model, not a curated record
GUGGGGUAAAAAUUCGUUUAUCUGGGCAAUAUAGCCACAAGUAUGUGUGUACCAUUAUGGUCUAACCAUAAUCAAUACUUUGAUCCUAUGAAUAUUGUUGUGCAUGCAUCACCUGACCUGUCACUGUGAGAGCUGUGAGUCUAUAGCUGCUUUUGCCAAGCUUUGAGCUUUUCUUUCUACUACUAAACACUUUUCUAAAGUUUUGUGUCAAUGGCUGAGAGGCCGAGUGCUGCCCUACCCCCCACUGGUGUGAGUGGCCUGCUAGAGGCCACCGACACAGCUGUUAUCAAUCUGGAUCGACGACAUGCCGAAAUUGUUGAACACGGAGAAAAACUUGCGAUCAAUAUCCACUCGAAGUUCGAUGAACUCCAUCAAGCUCUGUAUGCUCGUGAGGGGGAGCUUAUGGCCAAGUUGGAAGGCCACACCAAACAACAGGUCAAAAGCCUCUCUGCUCAGCGAAAGGAGGUGGAGAUCCUCCAAACCCAACGCAGCUUUGACCCCAACACCCUAGAGCCUCGUGAGACAACCAACACCUGUUUUGUGCCUUCUGCUCAGCUAGUCAAAGAUUGCAAGAAAUUCGGUAUCGUGUAUUAUGCUGAUAUUCCUCGCAAAGCUAUCACUGAACAAAAAGUAACUGCAUAUUAUCGAUUCAUCUGUCCCCUAAAUUCAGCACCGCCAGAAGCCAAACUUAUUUCCAAAAUAACUAACAAAGCCACAAAAUGUGUUGUGAAGGAACGAGAGAAGGGAGAGUACGAGAUCGAGAUCUCCUACCAGCCAACAGUGGGCGGAGGCAGCGAGCUGAUCGUGAGAGUGGGUGGAGAGGAGGUGGUAGGAAGUCCAUUCCCUGUGGCUCUGAUCGAUAAACUAGGAACUGUUAUCAAUGAUCUCAAUAAACCGUAUGGAGUGGCACUCAACCAAGCUGGGGAGAUAAUUGUGGCUGAAGGAGAUGCUGGUAUUGUCUCGAUAUUUAGCCCCACAGGAGACAAGCUGCGAACAUUAGACACUCGAGGCACAGCGAUGAAGAAUCCUCAAGGUGUGGCAGUGGACGGUGAUGACAAUAUUCUGGUGGUGGAAGGUGGUAAUCAUCGACUGUUGAAGUUCUCACGUGAAGGAGACCUGAUAGCAGCAAUUGGUAGUCAUGGCGAUGGUCCAGGACAGUUUAACGAUCCGAUGGGUGUUUGUGUCAAUAGUGUCAAUGGGAAGGUGUAUGUGGUUGAUUAUGGUGCUCACUGUGUUCACAUCUUUAACUCUGACCUCACCUUCUCGAGCAAGCUCGGCAGUGAAGGCAAUGGUAAUGGACAGUUUAACUCUCCCUGGGACGUUGCAUUCGAUCAUAGUGGUUGUGUGUAUGUGGCUGAUUGUUAUCAUCAUCGAGUGAAAGUCUUUACACCCGAUGGUGGCUAUCUGAGGCAGUUUGGGAAGAGUGGCAGUGGAAAUGGAGAACUUAACUCCCCUAUCAGCAUCUGCGUGGACAGUAAUGAUCUCGUGUAUGUGGGGGAGAAUGGGAGCCAUCGUGUCUCAGUGUUCACGUGUGAGGGAGUGUUUCUCAAGUCAUUUGGAUCAGAGGGAUCUAGACCAGGACAGUUCAGCAGUCCUUAUGGCAUAGUAGUAGACCAGUGUGGUAUGGUGUAUGUGUCUGAUGUUUGGAACAAUAGAGUGCAAAAGUUUAUUUUUGUUAAUUAAAUUUUGUUGAGUUAUUGUAACAUUGGUAAUGAAUAUUGAAAUUGAAA